AUGGAACAGUUGACGUCUUACACUCCGUAUGUGUCGAAAAGUGCCGGCUCUUCGAAGCAAGUCCAGGCCGCCACAACGGAGUUCGAGAUCCUCAAGAACUCCCAUCAGUUCCUCAGAGACGAUGGCGAAGGGGACGAAAGGAAGAUGUCGUGGGACGACAGGAUGGCCAAGAAAUACUACUCGUCGCUCUAUCGGGAGUACGCCGUCUGCGACCUCAAGCACUACAAGUCUGGCAACUUCGCUCUGAGAUGGAGAACAGAGGAAGAAGUCCUCUCUGGCGCUGGAGAGACGUCUUGCGGCAACACCCGUUGUCCGCUGCACAAGGAGUCUCCGGACGAGGAUGACGUACGCCCCGGGCUGACGACGCUCGAGCUCCCGUUUGCGUACGAAGAGCGCGGUGAGAGCAAGUUCGCGCUCGUCAAGGUCGUCCUCUGCACGAGGUGCUGCAAGAAGCUCAUGUGGAAGCGCAACAAAGACAAGGCCGCGCAGCAGCACGUGGAAGGUCCGGCCGGCGAGCAUCAGACCCUGGACAACCUUGGGCUGAAACGCGGUGGCACGGACGCUGGACCUGCAUCACGCAAGGAUGCCAGAGGGACCCGCAGGGAGCCCUCGCCACGACAAGAAAGGCCUGCCGUUCGGGACGACGAUCGCAGCGGACGCCAUGGCCUGGGCCGCACUCGGAAGCGCGACUCCCGCUCCCACUCUCCCCGGCUGCGCACGCAGGAGCGCCGUCGGUCCCCGUAG
This is a messenger RNA of Epithele typhae, 744 nucleotides long. Its product is annotated as folate-sensitive fragile site protein Fra10Ac1-domain-containing protein. The record is from RefSeq and is a predicted model, not a curated record. Bases 1 to 744 code for a protein of 247 amino acids. Gene Ontology annotation, biological process: dephosphorylation. NCBI's taxonomy places the organism in Eukaryota, Fungi, Basidiomycota, Agaricomycetes, Polyporales, Epitheliaceae. The transcript is spliced from 3 exons. Gene Ontology annotation, molecular function: phosphatase activity.